AGAUCGGCUCAUCCGGCGAGUUCAGCUGACAUAACCUUAAAUUUCAUAUCAAAAAAGUGAAAAACAAGCAUAAACAAGCUUAAUUUUAACAAUAUCUUGCGAAAUUCUUCAAAAAUAUUAAUUGUAAUACUUAAAAAUGCCAUAUGCUAAUCAACCUUCAGUGCAUAUCACUGAUUUAACCGAUGAAAAUGUUAAGUUUUACGUGGAAGACACCGAUUUAAGUGUAGCAAACAGUAUUCGAAGAGUUCUAAUCGCCGAAACGCCCACAAUUGCAAUCGAUUGGGUGAAACUCGAAGCAAAUUCGACUGUGCUAAGUGAUGAAUUCCUUGCACAUAGAAUUGGUUUAAUCCCACUGAUUUCUGAUGAUGUUGUCCAAGAAUUGCAAUAUCCGCGUGAUUGCAUGUGUUCCGACUUUUGUCCAAACUGCAGUGUUGAAUUCACACUAGAUGUGAAAUGCACAGAUGAUCAAACCAGGCAUGUAACCACUGCUGAUUUGAAAUCAAGUGAUCCAAGAGUUGUGCCUGCUACUUCCAAGCACAGAGAUGAAGAUCCUGCUGAGUAUGGAGAAACUGAUGAAAUUUUGAUUAUUAAACUGAGAAAAGGGCAGGAGUUGAAAAUGAGGGCUUAUGCUAAGAAGGGAUUUGGAAAGGAGCAUGCAAAGUGGAAUCCUACAGCUGGAGUUUGCUUUGAGUAUGAUCCUGAUAAUGCUAUGAGGCAUACUCUGUUUCCAAAACCUGAUGAGUGGCCAAAGAGUGAAUAUACACAACUGGCUGAGGAUCAAUAUGAGGCUCCGUAUAAUGGCGACGCUGUCCCUAACAAAUUCUACUACAACGUGGAGUCUGUCGGCGCGCUGAAACCGGAAAACAUCGUCUCGAUGGGUGUUGAUAUGCUCAAAGACAAACUCACCAAUCUUCUCACUCAACUCACCCAAGAAUUACAAACUGACGUAUUAGCUAUUUAAUUUUUUCUUUAAAUUUUCACUAGGCAACAACUUAUGCCACUUGUAACUGUCAUUUAUACCCUGAAAAAUCACUUUACAUUAUUUUAAUAUACAAAAACAACAUGAAUAUUCACAAAAAAGAAAA
Molecule: messenger RNA, 1085 nt
Organism: Dalotia coriaria
Lineage: Eukaryota; Metazoa; Arthropoda; Insecta; Coleoptera; Staphylinidae
Gene: RpII33
Product: RNA polymerase III subunit RpII33
Exons: 3
Coding region: 137-961 (274 amino acids)
Biological process (GO): DNA-templated transcription
Cellular component (GO): RNA polymerase II, core complex
Molecular function (GO): protein dimerization activity; DNA binding
Source: RefSeq, a predicted model, not a curated record